Messenger RNA from Pangasianodon hypophthalmus (striped catfish), 3219 nucleotides. RefSeq names its product testican-2. The record is from RefSeq and is a predicted model, not a curated record. The coding region runs from base 150 to 1103 and encodes 317 amino acids. The transcript is spliced from 9 exons. Gene Ontology annotation, molecular function: protein binding; calcium ion binding. NCBI's taxonomy places the organism in Eukaryota, Metazoa, Chordata, Actinopteri, Siluriformes, Pangasiidae.
UUGAUUAUUGUUUUUGUUAGGAUGACUACGUCAGAACUGUGGACGAUCCCCAGGGUUCUGAGGAAAGUGUGGACACAACCAAAGACCCAUGUCAGAAGGUGAAAUGUGGCUUUCACAAAGUGUGUGUGUCCCAGAACUACCAGAGGCCCAUGUGCAUCAACCGCAGGAAAGUGGAGCACAGGAUCAGGCAGCCGGACACAAAGCCUCACGUAAGCAGCUGUAAACCAUGUCCCCUGUCAGCCUCAGACCCUGUGUGCGGAUCUGAUGGACAUAACUAUGCUUCACAGUGUAAGCUGGAGCAGCAGGCAUGUUUGAGUGGUAAAACACUGGCUGUUAAGUGUGCAGGACCCUGUCCAUGUAUUAGUGAGCCUGUUCCAAAACCUGAGACAGAGACACCUUCUGUUUCCAAACCAGAGGGCUGCACGGGUCAGGACUUGGCAGAUUUGGGGGACAGGCUCAGGGAUUGGUUCCAGCUUCUCCAUGGCAAUGCUAAAAUGAACAGCUCUGGCAGACAGGGAUCAGGAACAGCUUCAGUGUUUGAGAAGAACCUGGUGGCAGGCUGCAAGGACUCGAUUGGCUGGAUGUUCUCCAAGCUGGACACCAGUAAUGACCUGUACCUGGACCACUCUGAACUGGCUGCCAUAAACCUGGAGAAGUACGAGGUGUGUAUCAGACCGUUCUUCAACUCCUGCGACUCGUACCGCGAUGGCAAGGUGUCCACAGCCGAGUGGUGUCUCUGCUUCUGGAGGGAGAAGCCCCCUUGUCUGGCUGAGAUUGAGAGACUCCAAGUGAAGGAGGUAGCCAAGAGGAAACCAGGUAUGUUUAUCCCAAGCUGUGAUGAGGAUGGCUACUACAGGAAGCUACAGUGUGACCAGAGCAGAGCAGAAUGCUGGUGUGUUGACCUACAUGGCACUGAGGUCACCGGGUCACGGGUUCGUGGCAAGCCUGACUGUGAGGAGUUAGUGGGCUACUCUGGAGACUUCGGCAGCGGAGUGGGAUGGGAGGACGAAGAAGAGAAAGAGGCAGAGGAGAACGCAGAAGAAGCUGAAGAAGAAGAGGAGCCUGAACCAGAAGAGACUGAUGAUGGAGGAUACAUCUGGUAGACAAAGUUCACCAUUAUCAUUGCACUUGUGCUCCUCAAAGCCCAUUUGUUAUCAGUCUUAAUUCAUUUAAAUAGCAUAUUGCUUGAAGGAAGCUGUUGGAAAGGCUUAAUGGGCAAUUUUUACACAUAUUUAUUAUGGAUUUCAGUUUUAUUCUUUGAAUUCUCAUGCUGUUGCUUUCUCAAAACAUACAAAUCUGAUCAGGUAUAUAAAAAAAAUAAGAUAUUUGAACUUGAAAUAAUCACAUUUAAGCAUUAUAACAUGUUGCCUAUCUUAGCUUAUAGUCACAUAAUGUGCUGAGUAUAAUGUGUUAAUCAUUAAUCAAAUCUAAAACAGCGAUGUGAAUGGGAUUCUACACUGCUGUUAGAAAGUAAAACUAAGGAUCUUGCUUGCUUGUAACUGAGAAACUUAUCAAACUGGGCUGUAGAUCAGUACAUUAAACUCUGACUGAGAGGAAUUUAAAGCAACAUGGAUAGGUUUUUAUUCUGAUUAUAGUAUGCUUCACAUUUGCUUGUAUGAUAUCUACACAGAAAGUGGCUCUGCUGUGCUGAGGAACAACCACUGAUUUAAAGGACUCACCAGUAUCUUUUAAUUAAUGUAAUUAAUUCAUUCAUUUAAUUACCUCUCCAUAUUAGACAGGCAUUAACACAAGGUUGCCUCAGUAGAAUUUCUUAUUCAUAAUGAUCUACAAUAAAUUUCUGUCCACAACAUACAUUUAUUUCGAACCAAUAAUUAUCACUGAUAAUAGAAACAAAUAUAUUUAGGAUCAGGUGUCGAAUGUUUCAAACUUUCCGACUACUACAUUUAAGUUUCUGAAGGAUAAGAAUGACCAUUAUGAUACAAUUAUUAAUUUUCUUAAUAUUUACACACAAACACAUCUGAUGAUGAUGGUGUCGUGUGUUCAUUUUCUUGAAUGUCUUUUUUCUUCGUUUUCUUUAUACUGUACUUGAAACUUUCUAAACUCAAAGAUGUGCGAUCUACUCAUGCCUUUCGCAAGAUAAGUGAGAUUGAUUGAUAGUUUUUACAGUAAUUGCAUGUUAGUUAAGAAGAAUGUACAGUUACUGUAUGAAUGUUGAAUAUUAUGGCUCUCUGAUAUGACAUCUUUUUGUUCUUCAUCUCAUUGUGAGUAAUUGUGAUAGACAGAGACAUCAGUGCAGUCCAAACAAGAUGUCAGAAUGGCGGCGUUUUUAAAAAAAAAAUGUUAUUGUGAACAAUAUAUUAAUUGUGUUUAGAUUGUUAUACAUGUCUUUUAUUAUAUGGAAAUAUAAGUACUGUAUAUUGUGACAUUUUGAAGGAAACAUUCUUUGACAGAACAACCUAGACUAAGAGUUUAAAUGUGCAGGAAUGUUAAGCAGGAUCGCUGUGUACAUCAUGUAAACAUAAUGAAAGGACUAUAUAUUACUAUUAGCCUGAGAGAUUUGCUAGAGGAAUGAUUAGAAGUGAUGAACACAUCACACACAGCGUACCAGCACUGUAACGGCUUUGUAAUGACAUAUUCUGUUGUGAAUGUCAGAGUCAAAUGACGCUGCUGCCUUCUUUCAUGAAUCCAAGACAAGCAGAAAAAAGGAUCGUAGUGUACAAACAUAGCUAUCCGCCGCAGUUUAUUGUGAUUAUGCUUGCGUCAUCACUGUUUACGUAUGUAAAGUCGGUCAUGCGGUGUGUUAUACAGAGCUGCUGGAAUUGGGUGAAUCAAUACGCUUUAAUGUAAUGUGAGAGAAUGUCAGAGAAAUGCAGAGAUUAGUUGAUGCUUCACACACUCUGGGUUAAAGCUUGCAGGAGAGAGACGUACACACACUGUAGUUCCAAGAUGUUGCACAUAUUUAAUUUUGCAUUCAAAUCAGUUAGUAGUGUUUAUCAGGGGAAAAAAUGAACUGAUUUAGUCUUAAUUGAAGCAGUUGUCUGAACAGAUUAAAGUCUAAAUGAAAUCAUGAAACAUUACAGAAUGUUAAAGAUUGAAAUCUUACAGAUUUGGGACAGAAAUACAGGAAAAGCAUCCACUCCUUCUCUCGCUUCACAUUAACACUGAGCUGCUACUGUGUACUCAUUGCUGCUUAGCUCAGCUCGUGACAUGUUUUCUCACUGUGUUUGAUAUUUGAUAAUAAACCAGCACUGGAAUCAU